AGCCUCCAGCCCUCUGAAACAGGUCAGAGUUUGGAAAGGGGAAAUGACAAAGCACUGAACCUGAGAGGAUCUGAUCUGCUGUCACGUACAAAAUGAGACUGAGGCUACAGCAGUGUUUGACUGUCCUGCGUGUGAGGUGAAGCUGCCAGAUCUGGGCCUCAUCAGGGCCAGCUCAGGCCCAGAAUCAGCCUCUCUCUGGGCCACGGCUGUCGGAUGAGGAGGGAGAGCUGGUGAGGGACUAAGGGACAUUUCCUCUGGACACUGAGUAUAAAUGGCUGGUGAUUUCAAAUAUAAACCGGACACCAAAAUGGCCUCAGCUUUGAAGGAAACGCUGAGGAACACCCUCAGCAACCUCAAAGUGACCGACUUUAAGGGGUUUAAGCACUAUCUGCAGGAGAAGAGGCAAAUCACAUGGAAUCAGCUGGAAAAUGCCGACAGAUACGAUGUUGUGGACUUGAUGGUGCAGGUGUACAGCAUGGAAGCUGGGGGCAUCACGGUGACCAUCUUACAGAAGAUGAAGCACAACCAACUGGCCAUGGACUUGGAAAGGGAUCUGGGAAGAUUGAGAGGUGAGCAAUAUUCCCCAGGUCUGGCUGAAGGAGGUGGAGGGAUCAAUGUGGAUGCCCCAGCUUACUCUAGGGGGAUGGAGCAAACCGCAGCCUUGGGUGGAGGAGGCGUUUCUGGGCCACUGAUCGUCCCGAAGUGUUGCAGUGUCCUCUCUCAUCUAGAGAGUGAACAGGCGCAGAGCAAAUCAACGGCCCAAGAACAGAACCAGACCCUCAUGGACAUGCUGGAGAAGAAAGGAGCCGGGGCCCAAGACCGGUCUCAUGACCCUCCUCUGGUGGAAGAUCUUCAGAGGUCAGCUGUGAGCCCAGCAGUGCCUGAGCCUCAACAAGGAGGAGCACAGCGAGUAACAAAAGUAUCACUAAAACUGAAGCUUCAAGAGCAUUUAAGAAAACACUGUGCUGUAAUCCAUCAAGAGUCUGGAGUUUGCACUCUACAAGACAUGUACACUGAGCUGCAUGUUGUAGAGGGCCGCACUGGAGGAGUCAACACUGAACACGAAGUGGCAACAAUUGACAUGAGACAAAUUGGGGCUAGACCAAGCUCUGAAGAUGAACAAGUCAAGCUGGCAGACAUGUUCACAGCCAACUCAGGCACAAGAGUCUUGACUUUGGGAAUUGCUGGUGCGGGGAAAACUGUAGCAGUGAAGAAAUUUGUCAUGGACUGGGCUGAGGGAAAGAAAAAUCAAGACAUAGACUUUGUUUUUGUUUUUUUAUUUCGAGAGCUGAACUUGAAGAAAGAAAAAUGUUUCAACCUUUUGGGUCUUCUUUUGUCAUUCUACCCUGACGUCAAAGGUUUGAAAAAUUUCCCUGGAUUUUUUGAAUGCAAAAUUCUCUUCGUCUUUGACGGUUUUGAUGAAAGCACACUCAAGCUGGACUUUAAGGAGUGGAUCUCUGAACCUGACAAAGAAUCAACAGUGGAAAUUCUCAUAACAAGUCUGAUUAAAGGUAAGCUUCUGUCCUCUGCACUCAUCUGGGUUACAACCAGACCAGCAGCAGCCAGUCUGAUCCCAGAUGAGUGCUUCAACUUGAUAACAGAGGUGCGAGGAUUCAAUGAUGACCAGAUAAUCAAGUUCUUUCAGAAUAACACCAGGAGUCCCGAAAAGGCCAAGUGUCUCACUGAUCAUAUCAAAAAGAACAGAAGCCUCCACAUCAUGUGUCACAUACCAGUAUUCUGCCGUAUCAUAGCGAGUGUGCAAUAUGAAAUACUGCGAGAUGAGAGCAAAGGAAAAGCUGCCAUAACGUUGACUGAAAUGUACACACUGUAUAGUGUCUCUCAAAUUAGGAGAAUGAAUGACAAAUUCUUUGAUGGGAAGAUGAAUGCUGAAGAAAAAGGGAAGUUCUUGGUUCUGCUUGGGAAAUUGGCAUUCGAACAUCUGGAGCAAGGCACCCUGAUAUUCUAUGAGAAGGACAUACAAAAGUGUGAUAUUGAUGCAAUUUCCAUAGCAUUACAGGCUGGAGUUUGUACACAGAUAUUCAGCGUUGACGGUGCUGCAACAGGAGAGAAAAUAUUCAGCUUUGUGCACCUAAGUGUACAGGAAUUCUUGGCAGCUCUUUAUUUUCUUCAUGAAAAGUCUCAAAGGACAAGUAACCACCUAGUCAAGACAUUGAUGGAGAAGAUCAGCUGGGGACUCAGACACUCCACGUUUGACCUUUUCAGAUUUGCUGUUGAAAAGGCCGUGGACAGCGAGAAUGGGCAAUUUGACCUUUUUUUGCGCUUCCUCCUCGGCCUGGCUCCAAUGUUGAAACCUGGAAUCCGCUCCUCCCUGCAUGUGUUGCUGCCAGAUUUGUGUGUCAGAGAAGAGAGCAUCAACAAAAUAGUCCAAUACAUUAAAGAGAAGAUCAGGAAGGAAUUCAUCUCAUCAGAACGGAUCAUCAACCUCUUUCACGGUUUGAAUGAGCUUGGAGACAACUCACUGGUUGAUGAAAUUAACAGGUACAUAAACUCAGCAGAUGAGGAGAAGAACCUGACUCCAGCCCAGUGUUCAGCUCUGGCUUAUCUGCUGCUGAUGUCAACUGAGGACUUGGAGAUGUUAGAUCUGAAAAAAUAUCUGAGAUCGGAGGAAGGGCUCCGCCGAAUGCUUCCUGCAGUCAAAGUCUCGACAACAGUUUGGCUAAAUCGGUGUUACCUUUCCAAAGUGAGCUGUCAGCUGUUGGCAUCAGUGCUGCAAAGAACACCUUCACAUCUGAGAGAACUGGACAUGAGUGACAAUGACCUGCAGGAUGAAGGAGUGGAGCUGCUCUGUCUGGGACUAAGAGAUCCACAAUGCAAGCUGGAGACACUGAGGCUUAAUCACUGUGACCUCUCCAAAACAAGCUGUAAAAGCAUGGCAUCAGUGCUGCAAAGGACACCCUCAUAUCUGAGAGAACUUGACAUGAGUGAAAAUGACCUGCAGGAUGAAGGAGUGGAGCUACUCUGUGUGGGACUAAGAGAUCCACAAUGCAAGCUGGAGAUACUGAGGCUCUCUUAUUGUAUUAUCUCCAAGAAGGGUUGUUCUCUCUUGUCCUCUGCCCUCAAAUCAAACCCCUCCUACAUGGAACAGCUAGAUCUGAACUACAAUCACCCAGAAGUCACAGGUGUCAGAGAGCUCACAGACAGAUUGAAUGAUCCCAGCUGUAAACUAAAGUCUUUAAGGUAUGACCAUGGAGGACAAUUCAGGAUUAAGCCAGGACCGAAAAAAUAUGCCUGUGAGCUCACACUGGACCCAAACACAGCUAACAGACAUGUCUCUCUCUCUAAGGGGAACAGAAAGGCGGAUUGGGUGCCUGAAACGCCGUAUCCUGACCAUCCAGAGAGAUUUGACUCCUGUGAACAGGUGCUGUGUAGAGAGGGUCUGUCUGGACGCUGCUACUGGGAGGCUGAGUGGAGUGAUGGUGGGGGUGAGAUAGCAGUGGCCUAUAAAAGCAUGCAGAGGAAAGGGGAGAGUGUUCUGAGCAGCUGGUUUGAACUUGAGAGUGGGACUGCUGACUGUGUGUUUGGACGUAAUGACAAGUCCUGGAGUCUAAAGUGCACUCAUAACAGUUACUCUGCCUGGCACAAUGAUAAGAAGACUGCCAUACCUGCCCCCUCCGACUCCAGCAGAGUAGGAGUGUACCUGGACUGGUCAGCAGGCACUCUGUCCUUCUACAGCGUGUCCUCUGACACACUCACCCACCUGCACACGUUCCACUCCACAUUCACUGAGCCCCUUUAUCCUGGGUUUGGGUUUGGAUUUGACUUUUGGUUUACGGAUUGUAACUUCUCAGUGUUCCUGAGCCAGGUUACAUGACCUCCUAACCCUGCAGAAACAACAAAGUCUGCCAAGAAGUCAUACUCUUGUUCAAAAACAAGAUGGAAAAUAUUGAUAUUGUAUAACAAAAACUGCACUAUGUAUGUUUAGAUGAAAUAUAUAGUUAGGAACAACAUUAUUCAUACACCUGCAAUAUAUUGAUGUUGAUUUUCACUUGACCAAUAUGUUUGUUGUUGAGAAAACCAACAUUAAAUCAAUAUUUGCCAGGGGUAUGGCUAAUUUUCUUCCUAACUGUAUUUGUGAUUAAUUUGGAAUUGUUUAAUAUGUUUAAUAAAACAUUGUGUUAUUCAUACAUUUAAUUAAAAUUAUGACAAGGAAUGGU
Molecule: messenger RNA, 4175 nt
Organism: Alosa alosa (allis shad)
Lineage: Eukaryota; Metazoa; Chordata; Actinopteri; Clupeiformes; Clupeidae
Product: NACHT, LRR and PYD domains-containing protein 12-like
Exons: 13
Coding region: 272-3832 (1186 amino acids)
Molecular function (GO): protein binding
Source: RefSeq, a predicted model, not a curated record